GAGGUGUUUAGUGCUACCUUGCCGAAUACUGCGCGUAACUUUGGCUCGACAACAAACAAAAAGAUCCAGUUUGGGUUUCUGCAAAGCGGAUACUCUGUGACUCUUCGAACUGCUGUCCUCCAGCUUGCUCGGUAAGCAGGAGCCGGCCAGAUGGAGAACUUUAGCAGUCCAGGUAUGUGGCUUGGUCGGUCGUCGCCAGAUCCAAUUACUCCAUCAGUAUCGGAAACCCAUCAGACAAGGCCAUACAAUACACUCUGGGUCACACCCCAGCUCCCGGCAUCGCUCGGUACCCUAAUCCGGACGUACCGGGCCAAGUGGGGUUCUUCAGCAACAUCUAUCAACCGCUAGCCUCUUUUCCUUUUACAGCGACCAUCAACUUUCCAGAAGGUUCGUCAGUAACGCUGGGCCCGGGCGACAGCAAGACCAUUUCUGUGGAAAUCCUACUGCCACAGAAUCUCCGCGCUUUCAUGAUUCCCUUUUACUCAGGCUUCAUCUCCAUCUCCUCCGAUGGGAACGAAAAGCUGUCUAUUCCGUACCAAGGCGCCGGGUAUAACUUCACCGCCGCUCCUAAUUUGGUCACUGGUCCCGUGCCGCCUAACGCCCUCGGACCCGUAACCGAGUAUCCCGUGUUCGGAGCUCCGCAGCUAGUCACGGCCGACGGCUUCGGGAUCCAGGACUAUAUCAAGAUUGAUCCAGCCGAGCUGACCCUGUACUACGAUGGCAUGCAGCCCGUGCGGAUCGAGCGGUUGGAUGUCGUCAGCGCAGACACAGACUUCAAGCCGACGUGGUAUGGAUUCGAUCAGAGCAGACCUUUGAACUAUACGAAAACAACGCAGCCGGUCAACGGUACGGUCGCGGGUGCCGAGUUGUUGGGCAACCUGUACGUUGACUACAACUAUGCGCCCGUGACUAGCUUACUUGACUAUUGGCCUUUUCCAAGGUUGUGGCACGUGGAAACUGCGUCCGUCCCUAUCCCUAUGUUGAAGGGCGGAUACAGGCUGCCGAUCUCUCACUUGAAGAGUGGCGGAUGAGAACAAGCCCGAGGACUGGUCUAUCAAUUGUGUCCAAACGUUCUUAAUCCUCAACCCUUAUCCCGUGUAGUGGCACAUGCGUCUCCCGAUUGUGCACGUGUACCGCCAAGAUCAAAUCAGCAACUUAUACGGUGAUGAUUAAUACGGACGAUUCGAGGCAAGUGCUUCUUACAGCUAUUGUAAAACCGGAGUUCGAUAUAAGAAUAAUCGGAAUAUUCCCUGGGGGCCAAAACACCCAACGCCGCAAGGCCAGCAAAUGGUUGCUGUCGAUGAAACCGCUGUUGGGCUAUUGUCUUGAGACUGCCGAGGAGCUUGGAUCAAAUUGUCCCAGAGCG
Colletotrichum godetiae is the source of this 1366-nucleotide messenger RNA. RefSeq lists its product as uncharacterized. Bases 468 to 1031 code for a protein of 187 amino acids. Lineage: Eukaryota; Fungi; Ascomycota; Sordariomycetes; Glomerellales; Glomerellaceae. The record is from RefSeq and is a predicted model, not a curated record. The transcript has 2 exons.